AUGAAGAGAUUGAGAUCAUAUUCCUAUCACCAAUGUUGGAAAGUGUUCCAGGAAGAGGAGACUGCAGGUUCCGAUAGCAUAAAGGAAUAUGUGACGAAGGUUAUGAAUGCUCGGAAUGACAUUGAUGCUCGGCCAACUUGGGAUACUGUGGAGGGUGAUUCAGAAUACACUCCCCAUUUCCAAGCUACUGUGUUAGACCUUGAUAAUGACUUAAUGACUAUUAAAUCUCGGCUUAUAUGUCCUCCUUCAAAGCUAGACGUCAUCUCAAUUGUUGGCAUGGGAGGAAUUGGCAAGACGACUCUUGCUAGGAAAGUUUAUGAUGAUAUUUACAUGGAGCAUCACUUCUAUAUUCGUGCUUGGAUUACUGUAUCUCAAAUGCAUCAACAUAGAGAAAUGUUGUUGAGCAUUUUGAGGUGUUUAUCACUGGUCAAUGACAACACCUACCUAAAGAGUAAUGAGCAAUUAGCAGAACAAGUUUACAGAAGUUUGAAAGGAAGGAGAUAUCUUAUUGCAAUGGAUGAUGUUUGGGACACCAAUGCAUGGGAUGAUGUGAAAAGAUCUUUUCCAGAUGAUAAAAAUGGAAGCCGUGUCAUUCUGACUAGUCGGCUAGCAAAUGUCGGUAUCUAUGCUAGCUCAGGCAGCCCUCAUUACAUGCGGUGCCUAAGUGUGGAACAAAGCUUGAAGUUGUUCAACUUAAAGGUGUUUGGAAGGGAGACUUGCCCUGUUGAGCUGGAGAAAGCUACCAAGCAAAUAGUCGAGAAAUGUCAAGGACUACCACUAGCAAUAGUUGUGGUUGCUGGAUUUUGUUCCAAGAUCAGCAAGACGGAAAACUGUUGGGAAGAUGUAGCACAUAAAAUUGGUCUGGUUAUGAGUAGGAACACAGAAGAAUGCCUGGACUUACUCGCCUUGAGUUAUAACCAUUUGCCACGUCACUUGAAGACAUGCUUCCUGUAUAUGGGAGUUUUUCCAAAAGACUUUGAGAUUAGUGUUUCAAGACUAAUCAAGCUAUGGAUCGCUAAGGAAUUUGUAGAAUGGACACCUGCUCAGAAGAAGAAAAGGACCUCAAAGAUUAUUUCUCAAUGAAAGAAAAGGACUUCGAAGAAGUUGCUGAGGGAUACCUGAGAGAUCUUAUAGAUAGAAGUCUAAUUAUGGUUAGGAAAAAGACCUCAAGUGGCAAGGUCAAAACAUGUGAGGUUCAUGAUCUAUUGCAUGAUUUAAUCGUAAGAGAGGCAUGGAAGGAGAGAUCAAUCUACUUUACUAAAUCUAAUUUGAUAGUUUCUCCACCAGUGGCAUCUUUUGAGCAUCGCAUCAUUUUCAAUUUUCCCAUAGCCCCAGAGUUGAAGUAUGAUUAUGGUAGACCUUCACUUCCUUCACUUCCUUAUGCAAGUUCUUUCUUUGUUUUGGAAGAGAUGGAACUCCUGGAUCAUGUACUCAGAUUGAUUCGUUUAUCACCUUUACCAACUUCUCAUGGUUAACGGUAUUGGAUAUAUGUUUUCAGCCAUUUGACCAUCUACCAUGUGAAAUAUGGCAAUUAUCCGAACUGAGGUAUCUUGCCCUUGCCAGUUUUAAUGUCCUCCCUCCAUCAGUGUGCAAUCUUAGGCAUCUUCAGACACUAAUUCGUUACAGUCACCAGGCUAGUAUUUGCUUGCCGGCAGAGAUAUGGCAGAUUGAACAAUUAAGGCAUCUCUAUUUCAGGAAAUGCUGCUACUUUCCUGAUGCUGCAUCUGAACUAGAAAGAUAUCUGGGACAGGUUUAGUCUCUCUAAUCUUGCAUUAACCGAGCUGCAAGCCCCGUCUUCUUCUCUGGGCUGCUCUAGUAGCUCUAAUCUUGCAUUAACCAAUCUGCAAACCCUUUCUUACAUUACCUUUGGUAGUAUUACAAGGGGCGUCUUCGAAGGCAUGCCUAACCUGAAGAAGUUAGGAAUUCGCGAGAGUGAAGAAGAGUGCUUGACUGCUGAAGCAAUGUCUGGAAACCUCAAGAAGCUGAUUCUGCUGGAGCACCUUGAAACACUAAAGUGUUUCUUUAUCAAACCUUGGAUACUUCAAUAAUGUGAUGUUUUCCCACCAACCCUCAAGAAAUUGACACUGCGGGGGUGCCAACUACCAUGGAACCAAAUGACAAUAGUGUGCAAGUUACCCAAACUCGAGGUGCUCAAGCUCAAGGAUUAUGCUUUCCAAGGAUCAGAAUGGGAGCCAACUGACGAACAUUUUCAGCAGCUAAAAUUCCUACUGGUGGAUGGGACUGAUCUUAUCCACUGGAAAGCCAGUUCUAUUCAAUUCCCUAAGCUUCAGAGUCUGGUUCUGAAGAACUGUUAUUGCCUGUCUGAGAUUCCUGAUGAUGUAGUGGAAAUACCUACAUUGCAGUUCAUUGAAUUGUAUCACUGUAGCUCUUCUGCGGACGACUCGGCAAAUAGGAUUCAAGAAGAACAACAUAGCAUUGGAAAUGACAAUCUUGUGGUGCGGAUCCACAAAUUUUUCAACUCUGAACCUUAAGGCCCGUCUUUGUUUGAAAUUUGGCGUGGGGCCCCCUCGACAAGCAAUGAGGCUAAUGCAGAGGAAAGUCAAGCUUUUUCCAGGAAUGUCAACUUGAUUUCUUUUGGGCUGUUACGAUGUGCAUACAAUGGCCAUAUUGAAGAGUGGCGGAACCACCUUUGUGCAAGGUUUGCCGGAAAAUUACAAUGUAUAGAUAGGUAAAGAAUUAAUGUAUAUGUUGAAUCCCCUUGACUUUUCCGUGUGUGUAUAUAUUUUAUAUUUUGACUCCUCUUAGUGAAAUUCUAACUCCGUCUCUAGUUAUAUUGGUUAUUUGGUGCUAUAUAAUUUAUUCAGUCAGCACACAUAGAAUGGGAUAGUCUUCUGAUGCAUUGGGUUAAGAGGACUGAUAGAGGGGUGCUAAACACUUUUUCGGGGGAUAGAAUCCUCUUUGAAACAAUCUUUUCAUUUGGAGCUUUUGCCUUAUUUGUUUGUAUUGCAUGUGCUGAGUGAUUCCAUCAUA
This is a messenger RNA of Lycium ferocissimum, 2991 nucleotides long. RefSeq names its product putative late blight resistance protein homolog R1B-17. The record is from RefSeq and is a predicted model, not a curated record. Gene Ontology annotation, molecular function: ADP binding. The transcript has 3 exons. Gene Ontology annotation, biological process: defense response to other organism. The coding region runs from base 1 to 1083 and encodes 360 amino acids. Lineage: Eukaryota; Viridiplantae; Streptophyta; Magnoliopsida; Solanales; Solanaceae.